Messenger RNA from Trichomycterus rosablanca, 1756 nucleotides. RefSeq names its product serine and arginine rich splicing factor 2b (gene srsf2b). The record is from RefSeq and is a predicted model, not a curated record. Lineage: Eukaryota; Metazoa; Chordata; Actinopteri; Siluriformes; Trichomycteridae. Gene Ontology annotation, cellular component: spliceosomal complex. Bases 96 to 1175 code for a protein of 359 amino acids. Gene Ontology annotation, biological process: positive regulation of mRNA splicing, via spliceosome. The transcript has 4 exons. Gene Ontology annotation, molecular function: RNA binding.
GCGCAUGCGCGUUGUGUUUUCCGUUAAUGGCCGUUACAGAGCUGGUUUGGUUGAGUUGCGGACUAUCGUGAGAAGAUUCCUCCCGGUUCUAUAACAUGAGUUACGGCAGACCUCCGCCCGCCAUCGAGGGCAUGACUUCGUUAAAAGUGGAUAACUUGACGUAUCGAACGUCCCCGGAAACUCUGCGCAGAGUGUUUGAGAAGUACGGCCGGGUGGGAGACGUGUAUAUCCCCCGAGAUCGCUACAGUAAGGAGAGCCGAGGCUUCGCUUUCGUUCGCUUUCACGAUCGGAGAGACGCGGAGGACGCGAUGGACGCCAUGGAUGGAGCUAUUCUAGGCGGACGAGAGCUGAGGGUUCAGAUGACUCGUUACGGGAGACCGCCUGACUCUUACUACGGUGGCCGCCGCGCACGAGGACCGAGGAGGUCCGGAGGAUACGGAGCCCGAAGCAGGAGCCCAAGACGCAAAAGACGAAGCCGAUCAAGAAGCCGAAGUCGUUCGCGAUCACGCAGCCGCUCUCGGUACAGCAAAUCGAAGUCCCGCUCGUCUUCCCGAUCCCGGUCUCGCUCUCGCUCCAAGUCACGAUCAGCUCAGAAGAACGAGUCCAAAUCUGCACCAAGAUCUCCACCACGAUCCAGAUUCCGCUCAAGGUCACGAUCAGCUCAGAAGAGCAAGUCCAAGUCUGCACCAAGAUCUCCAUCACGAUCCAGAUCCCGUUCAAGGUCACGAUCAGCUCAGAAGAGCAAGUCCAAGUCUGCACCAAGAUCUCCACCACGAUCCAGAUCUCGUUCAAGGUCACGAUCAGCUCAGAAGAGCAAGUCCAAGUCUGCACCAAGAUCUCCACCACGAUCCAGAUCUCGUUCAAGGUCACGAUCAGCUCAGAAGAGCAAGUCCAAGUCUGCACCAAGAUCUCCACCACGAUCCAGAUCUCGUUCAAGGUCACGAUCAGCUCAGAAGAGCAAGUCCAAGUCUGCACCAAGAUCUCCAUCACGAUCCAGAUCCCGUUCAAGGUCACGAUCAGCUCAGAAGAGCAAGUCCAAGUCUGCACCAAGAUCUCCAUCACGAUCCAGAUCCCGCUCAAAGUCCCGCUCCAGAAGUCAUACACCUGCAUCCAAAUCCCGAUCCAAAUCCAAAAGCAGAUCCAAAUCCCCAGAUGUAGAUGGGGCUGAAGAUUAAAUACUGAAAUGUGAAUCUCUGAGAAGCCUCACCAGACCUUGCCCGAAAAUCUAAAGACUGUUCUAAAGUUUCUGCUAGAUAUAAAAGGUUAUUGUUGUGUAUGUAAUUUGAAUCACUUUAGGCAAUUUUUUCUUUGUAUUUUAAAUUGUUUUUCCCCCAUGUUCUAAUGUUUUUCAAUUUAUUGACUAGGAUGAUGUUACAGAACAUCACUUAUCUGUAAACUUCGGAGAUGCAGUUGUGUAGCAGGUGAUUAUUGCUGGUUAGGUGUUAAGAUCCAGGGUUGCUGUGCUGAGUGCUUGGCUGUUUCCAGAUUGCUGCUGUUAGUGUCUGAUAAACAGCAUCUGCUAAUCUGGUGAUAUGUUGUUUGCAAAUUAACUGUAACUCUUUUUGUUUGUUAGAAAUGACAGUGCUGGAAUAAGUUCAGGGCUUGCCAAUACAAAUCUAUUGGAUUUUAGACAAUCAUUUUUGUUCAUGGAACCAUCAAACAUGCUUGGAUAUAGCAUCAAUUGUUUCUGUAUGAAGCCAGGGUUAUGUAAUCUGUUUUUCCCUUUUUAAAUAAAAUUAUAAACCCUUGACUUAAA